Molecule: messenger RNA, 315 nt
Organism: Chrysochloris asiatica (Cape golden mole)
Lineage: Eukaryota; Metazoa; Chordata; Mammalia; Afrosoricida; Chrysochloridae
Product: small ubiquitin-related modifier 3-like
Exons: 1
Coding region: 1-315 (104 amino acids)
Biological process (GO): protein sumoylation
Cellular component (GO): nucleus
Molecular function (GO): protein tag activity; ubiquitin-like protein ligase binding
Source: RefSeq, a predicted model, not a curated record
AUGUCCGAGGAGAAGCCUAAGGAGGGAGUGAAGACGGAGAAUGACCACAUCAACCUGAAGGUGGCUGGGCAGGAUGGCUCUGUUGUCCAGUUCAAAAUCAAGAGGCACACGCCACUGAGCAAGCUGAUGAAGGCUUACUGCGAGCGACAGGGCUUAUCUAUGAGACAGAUGAGAUACAGGUUUCACGGGCAGCCAAUUAAUGAAACAGACACCCCAGAACAGCUGGAGAUGGAAGAUAAAGACACGAUUGAUGUGUUCCAGCAACAGACAGGUAGCAUGCAUGCGGCUGGAGUCCUCUUGGGAUGUGACAUGUAG